Molecule: messenger RNA, 1698 nt
Organism: Cynocephalus volans (Philippine flying lemur)
Lineage: Eukaryota; Metazoa; Chordata; Mammalia; Dermoptera; Cynocephalidae
Product: probable ATP-dependent RNA helicase DDX53
Exons: 2
Coding region: 1-1698 (565 amino acids)
Molecular function (GO): ATP binding; RNA binding; RNA helicase activity
Source: RefSeq, a predicted model, not a curated record
AUGUCCCGGGUCCCGGACUGGAAGAGGGCAGAGCGUAGUCCAGGAGCUCCUGGGGCCAGCUGCGAUGGCAGAGGUGACAGAGGCAGCAGUUGGAAUGGCCCCUCAGGCGGUUUGGGGUCUAGAGCCGCAGGCUCCCAUGAACCACCACUCUGCUUUAGACUGGAGAACCACCUGGUUGGCUUAGUCAUUGGUCGUGGUGGGUCAAAAAUAAAAGACCUACAGCGUUCGACAAACACUAAAAUACAGAUAAUAAGGGGGAGUUCCGAAGCAAUAGUGAAAAUUUUUGGCAGCAGAGAUAUGAAAGCAAAGGCCAAGGCAGCUAUAGAUACUCUUAUUAAAAGACAAGAAAGGUACCGUUCAGAAUUGGAUGUGGAUAAUGCUGCGUCCCAACCUCCUGUUGGGAGAGACGUAAGCACAGUUAACGUCAGAGAAGCUCCGCCAUUGAUUGAUUGGGAUCGUAUUAAGGCAGAAGCCGUGGCGUGGGAAAAAAGAAAGUGGGCAGAUUUACCACCAAUUAAGAAAGACUUUUACAUAGAAUCCAAAGCUACAAGCUCCAUGUCUAAAGAGCUGGUAGACACGUGGAGGAAAGAAAAUUACAACGUAAUGUGUGAUGACUUGAAAGAUGGUGAGAAGCGUCCCAUCCCUAAUCCAGCUUGUGAAUUUGAGGACGCUUUCCGUCCGUACACAGAACUUAUGAAAAGCAUAACAAGGGCGGGUUUUCAAAAACCAACACCAGUUCAGGCACAGGCAUGGCCCAUUGCCUUAAAAGGAGUAGAUCUUAUAGGAGUUGCCCAAAAUGGCACAGGCAAAACAUUGUCCUACUUGAUGCCUGGGUUUAUUCAUCUUGAUGGUCAACCGAUAUCUAGAGAACAAAGGAAUGGACCUGGCAUGCUAGUCCUCACUCCCACCAGAGAAUUAGCUCUUCAGGUGGAAGCUGAAUGUUCUAAAUAUUCAUAUAAAGAUGAGGCAGAUAAAAUGCUAGAUCUGGGGUUUGAGCACCAGAUUAAGAAAAUUUUGUUAGAUAUGCGCCCAGAUCGGCAGACUGUUAUGACAAGUGUGACUUGGCCAGAUUCUGUCCGUAGACUUGCACAGUCUUAUUUGAAAGAGCCUAUGAUUGUUUAUGUUGGCACUCUGGAUCCAGUUGCUGUAAACACAGUGAAGCAAGAUAUAAUCGUUACCACAGAAGCAGAAAAACGAGCUCUUAUCCAAGAAUUCCUAGAGAAUAUGUCACCGAAAGACAAAGUCAUAGUGUUUGUCAACCGAAAACUUGUUGUUGAUGACUUAUCAAGUGAUUUUGGUAUCCAAGGCCUCCCUGUACAAUCACUACAUGGUGACAGAGAGCAAUGUGAUCGAGAGGAAGCAUUAGAAGACUUUAAAAGUGGAAAAGUGAAGAUAUUAAUUACAACUGAUUUAGCAUCCCGAGGCCUUGAUGUUAACGAUGUCACACACGUAUAUAACUAUGAUUUCCCACAAAACACUGAAGAAUAUAUCCACAGAGUAGGGCGUACUGGACGAGCAGGAAAGACUGGAACGUCAAUUUCCCUUAUCACUCAAGAUAAUUCAGAGAUUGCCAAUGAAUUGAUUCAAAUUCUGAAAAGAGCAAAUCAGAGCAUCCCAGAAGAUCUUGUAGCGAUGGCCAAGCGAUACAACUUCCGUAAACAAAAAAAGGACACAGGAAAAAGACCAGGAAAAUCUUGA